AUGCCGCAGCAAGUGGAGCCCAGUGAUACUCCUUUCCAGCCGAAGACAGCUGUUGCUGCAAGCUUUGCGGAAAUUGAAAAGGGUGGUGUUCAAGACGAAAUUGCGGAUGCGGCAGAACUUGAACUUCAGCGCAGAGUCUUGAGGAAGACAGACUUAAAAUUGGUUCCUAUACUGCUGCUACUCAUAUUUGUCGCAUUCUUGGACCGUACCAACAUUGGCAACGCACGCAUCAUGGGCCUAGAAGCUGAACUGGGGAUGAAGGGCAGCGACUACAACAUUGCUCUGUUCGUUUUCUUCAUACCUUACGUCACUCUCGAUAUCCCUGCAAAUAUCCUCAUGAAGAAAUUGCGACCCUCGUUGUAUCUGCCGACGAUUGUGUUUUGCUGGGGCAUUGUGACGAUUGGGAUGGGAGUCACCAAAAGCUUUGCAGGUCUUGUAGUCUGCAGAACGCUGCUUGGGGUGUUUGAAGCGUGCUAUUUUCCAGGCGCCUUAUAUCUGUUGUCGAUGUAUUACACCCGCUACGAGCUUAGUACUCGAGUCAACCUCUGGUAUUCAGCAAGUGUGCUCUCAAUAGCAUUUGGUGGACUUCUUGCCUACGCAAUUGGUCACAUGGAUGGUGUCGGUGGGCACCGACCAUGGAGAUGGAUUUUCAUCCUCGAGGGGGCAUUCACUGUUCUCUCCUCAUGCAUCGCUUUCUAUGUGUUGCCGGACUGGCCAGAACAAGCCAAAUUCUUGGACAACGACGAGAGGACAGUGCUUCUUCGAAAAUUGGCCCACGAUACCAAAGAUUAUGUUGAGACAAAGUCGACCUGGGAAGUUUUCAAGGAUUGCAUGUGCGACCCAAAGCUCCUCUUCAGCUCGCUCAUGUAUCUCGGCAUCGCUCUCACUGGCGCGGCUGCCGCGUACUUUCUACCAACCAUUCUGGUGGAACUAGGCUGGACUGCGCUCAAAGCUCAAUAUAUGAGCAUUCCCAUCCACAUGUGCUCACUGAUGUUUGCAGUUCUGAGUGGGUAUUUAUCGGACCAUUUCAAAAUUCGUUCGCCCUUUGUAAUCGUCCCAAAUUUCUUUAGCCUCCUGGGCUACGGGUUACUGUUAUCACACAACUCAACAAGUGUUCGAGUUCGUUACAUGGCGCUUUUCUUUGUCACCAGUGGGUGCUUCGCAUCCAUUGGGGUGACAGUAUCAUGGCUCAAUAACAACAUUCUGGGCUCAAAAAGAAGAGGCAUUUCGACUGCAGUCCUUUUGGGGACUGGCAGUUGUGGCAGUGUUAUCGGAAGCACUGUGUACCUCAAGCGUGAAGCCCCUCGCUAUGUCACAGGAUACAGUGUGUCGAUCUCUUGCGUUGUUCUCACUCAGAUCUGCGCAGUCGGUUAUCUGACAUACGCCUGGUAUGAAAACAAGCAGAAGAGCAUUGGGGCACGAAACCAUUUGCUAGAGCUUCCGCAAGAUCAACAAGAUGCGCUUGGUGAUAAACACCCAGGUUAUCGAUACACGUAUUGA
Exophiala aquamarina CBS 119918 is the source of this 1500-nucleotide messenger RNA. RefSeq lists its product as uncharacterized. The transcript is spliced from 4 exons. Gene Ontology annotation, cellular component: membrane. The coding region runs from base 1 to 1500 and encodes 499 amino acids. The record is from RefSeq and is a predicted model, not a curated record. NCBI's taxonomy places the organism in Eukaryota, Fungi, Ascomycota, Eurotiomycetes, Chaetothyriales, Herpotrichiellaceae. Gene Ontology annotation, molecular function: transmembrane transporter activity. Gene Ontology annotation, biological process: transmembrane transport.